This is a messenger RNA of Coregonus sp. 'balchen', 5596 nucleotides long. The record is from the annotation of a GenBank genome assembly. Lineage: Eukaryota; Metazoa; Chordata; Actinopteri; Salmoniformes; Salmonidae.
AUGGACCACCGACAGCUUCUCCCCGAUCUCCAUGGAAACAUCUCCUCCUCCCUGGGCUCGGUCAAUGACGCGCUGCUCUCCAGGACGGGCUACACAGUCCUGGCUGUGAUCAUUGGUGCGUUCUCAGUGCCCGGGGUCUGUAUGAACGUCCUGGUCAUCGUGGUGACGGUGAGACACCGGAGGCUGCGCCAGCCUCUGAACUACGCCCUAGUCAACCUGGCAGUGGCAGAUCUGGGCUGUGCUCUGUUCGGGGGACUGCCCACUAUGGUCACCAACGCUAUGGGCUACUUCAGCAUGGGGCGGCUGGGCUGCGUGCUGGAGGGUUUUGCUGUGGCUUUCUUUGGUGAGUUACUCUUUCUUUGGUGAGUUACACUUUCUUUGGUGAGUUACUCUUUCUUUGGUGAUUUAUUCUUUCUUUGGUGAGUUACUCUUUCUUUGGUGAGUUACUCUUUCUUUGGUGAGUUACUCUUUCUUUGGUGAGUUACUCUUUCUUUGGUGAUUUACUCUUUCUUUGAUGAGUUACUCUUUCUUUGGUGAUUUACUCUUUCUUUGGUGAUUUACUCUUUCUUUGGUGAGUUACUCUUUCUUUGGUGAGUUACUCUUUCUUUGGUGAGUUACUCUUUCUUUGGUGAGUUACUCUUUCUUUGGUGAGUUACUCUUUCUUUGGUGAUUUACUCUUUCUUUGGUGAGUUACUCUUUCUUUGGUGAGUUACCACCGAGGACCACUUUGGAAACACAUGUUUUAAUAAAUACUUGUAAAUCCUAUUCUCUGGGAAUACAUUGUACGUCUAGUUGUAUAUGUUUUCACCCAAAUAAAUUCAAUUAAAUUCAAUACAACAGUUUAGAGGUAGUAAAUGGAAGUGUCUGGCUAUACAGGGAGAGUUAUUUUUGUCAAAUCCACUAGGCCUAUUGAUGUCAAUUGAAUGGAUGUGUUUGCUGGGUUAUUGCAUGUACAUGUAGUGUAUGUGUUUGAUUUUGUCCUUCCCAGGUAUUGCAGGUCUGUGUUCAGUGGCCGUGAUAGCUGUGGACCGUUAUGUGGUGGUGUGUCGACCAAUGGGGGCGGUCAUGUUCCAGACCAGGUCAAGUAGAGUUCAACAGUAUUCCAUUUAACUCUGGUAACUGUGCAUAAACAGAGGGAGAAGAUAGCAGUUGCAUAGAAGUAAGGAUAAAUGUGUGAUGAAGUUAACUGUAAUGUAUUUCUACUGUAACACAGGCACGCAGUGGGAGGGGUGGUCCUGUCCUGGGUAUGGUCGUUUGUAUGGAACACCCCGCCUCUGUUUGGCUGGGGCAGCUUUGAGCUGGAGGGGGUUAGGACCUCCUGCGCCCCAAACUGGUACAGCAGGGAACCAGGAAACAUGUCUUACAUCAUCCUCUACUUCCUGCUCUGCUUCGCCAUACCUUUCUCCAUCAUCAUGGUCUCCUACGCUCGCAUCCUCUUCACACUACGCCAGGUGGGCACGGGAUGUGUGUGUGUGUGGGUGUGUUUGUGUGUGUGUGUUUAUACAUUUGUCUGUGUGUGUGGGUUUGUGUGUGUGUGUGUACCCAUGUGUGUGUGUGUCCCAGGUGUCCAAGCUGAAGGUGUUGGAGGGCGGCAGCACCACCCGUGUGGAGAUGCAGGUCGUGCGUAUGGUGGUAGUCAUGGUGAUGGCCUUCCUGCUCAGCUGGUUGCCCUACGCGGCCUUCGCCCUCUCCGUGAUCCUUGACCCCAGCCUCCACAUCAACCCGCUCAUUGCCACCGUGCCCAUGUACCUGGCCAAGAGCAGCACUGUCUACAACCCCAUCAUAUACGUGUUCAUGAACAGACAGGUGAGGGACAACACAUACACUACCGUUCAAAAGUUUGGGGUCACCUAGAAAUGUCCUUGUUUUCCAUGAAAACAUACAUUAAAUGAGUCUGAAUAGGAAAUAUAGCAAAAUGAAUAGGAAAUGUAGUCAUUGACAAGGUUAGAAAUAAUGAUUUGUAAUUGAAAUAAUAAUUGUGUCCUUCAAACUUAGCUUUCGUCAAAUAAUCCUCCAUUUGCAGCAAUUUCAGCCUUGCAGACCUUUGGCAUUCUAGUUGUCAAUUUGUUGAGGUAAUCUGAAGAGAUUUCACCCCAUGCUUCCUGAAGCACCUCCCACAAGUUGGAUUGGCUUGAUGGGCACUUCUUACGUACCAUACGGUCAAGCUGCUCCCACAACAGCUCAAUAGGGUUGAGAUCCGGUGACUGUGCUGGCCAGUCGAUUAUAGACAGAAUACCAGCUGACUGCUUCUUCCCUAAAUAGUUAUUGCAUAGUUUGGAGCUGUGCUUUGGGUCAUUGUCCUGUUGUAGGAGGAAAUUGGCUCCAAUCAAGCGCCAUCCACAGGGUAUGGCAUGGCGUUGCAAAAUGGAGUGAUAGCCUUCCUUCUUCAAGAUCCCUUUUACCCUGUACAAAUCUCCCACUUUACCACCACCAAAGCACCCCCAGACCAUCACAUUGCCUCCACCAUGCUUGACAGAUGGCAUCAGGCACUCCUCCAGCAUCUUUUCAUUUGGUCUGCGUCUCACAAAUGUUCUUCUUUGUGAUCCGAACACCUCAAACUUCGAUUUGUCUAUCCAGAACACUUUUUUCCAAUCUUUCUCUGUCCAGUGUCUGUGUUCUUUUGCCCAUCUUAAUCUUUUAUUUUUAUUGGCCAGUCUGAGAUAUGGCUUUUUCUUUGCAACUCUGCCUAGAAGGUCAGCAUCCCAGGGGUCGCCUCUUGUGAGGCAUCUGUUUCUCAAACUAGACACUCUAAUGUAUUAGGCCUCUUGCUCAGUUGUGCACCGGGGCCUCCCACUCCUCUUUCUAUUCUGGUUAGAGCCAGUUUGCGCUGUUCUGUGAAGGGAGUAGUACACAGCAUUGUACGAGAUCUUCAGUUUCUUGGCAAUUUCUCGCAUGGAAUAGCCUUCAUUUCUCAGAACAAGAAUAGACUGACGAGUUUCAGAAGAAAGUUAUUUGUUUCUGGACAUUUUGAUUCUGUAAUCGAACCCACAAUUGCUGAUGCUCCAGAUACUCAACUAGUCUCAAGAAGGCCAGUUUUAUUGCUUCUUUAAUCAGCACAACAGUUUUCAGCUGUGCUAACAUAAUUGCAAAAGGGUUUUCUAAUUAUCAAUUAGCCUUUUAAAAUGAUACACUUGGAUUAGCAAACACAACAUGCCAUUGGAACACAGGACUGAUGGUUGCUGAUAAUGGGCCUCUGUACGCCUAUGUAGAUAUUCCAUUAAAAAUCAGCCGUUUCCAGCUACAAUAGCCAUUUACAACAUUAACAAUGUCUACACUGUAUUUCUGAUCAAUUUGAUGUUAUUUUAAUGGACAAAAAAAAUGCUUUUCUUUCAAAAACAAGGACAUUUCAAAGUGACCCCAAACUUUUGAACGGUAGUGUCCAUACAUACAGUACACAAGGAAAGGGGAUACCUAGUCAGUUGCACAACUGAAUGCAUUCAACUGAAAUGUGUCAGCGCCCAGGGAGCAGUUGUUGUUUAAUUGCCUUGCUCAAGGGAAAACAGAUUUUUUUCCACCUUGGGGAUUCAAACCAGCAACCUCUCAGUUACUGGCCCAACGCUCUUAAGCACUAGGCUAAGAGUUGUGUAUAACAUGCACAGACACACAUAAUUACAAACACACGAUCCUGUCGUCUUCAUAUUCGUAAGCAUAGGUACAAUUGCGUGCUCUAUAGAGAAUAAGAGAUACAUCAUAGAAUCAGAAUUUGAAAGAUGAAAUAUGCAUUUUUUUAUGCACUGUUUAAUAAUUAGCAUUAUCUAGCUACUGUAGUCCAUGUUGUUCCUCUGAGUGUGUUGUGUAUCAGUGUAUCUCUCUCUCCAGUUCCGGGACUGUGCUGUUCCUUUCCUGCUGUGUGGUCGGAACCCCUGGGCAUCAGAACCAGUGGGCUCUGAAGCUGAUACAGCCCUGUCCUCUGUCAGCAAGAACCCACGAGUCUCACCCCAAUGACAGCAACUUUCAAUUUUUUUGUACAAUGUAAAGUUGUUGUUAUAAAAUAUAAUUUUAUGUGCAAUAUUUGUCUGUAACUGUUUCAAGAAUACUAAUAAAAGUAUAGUCCAUGAUAUUUGGAGAUCAUUAGUGUCACGAGGGCUUUAGGUGGAUCCGGGUUCCUAAUCUUAAUCUGAUUUACUAAAAAUAUAUUUAAAUCACCUGAUGCCAUAUCCCGGUUUAAUCUAAUCUAAAUUAAAUUAAUCUAAAUUGAUAACAUGAUCAAAAGGAGUAAUUGCUGCAAACCAUAAAUUCACUAAAGAAACGAUUACUGCUUUUAAUAUUGCUUUUAUUGCCUCACACACAUGUAAAUAACAGCAAAAGAGAAUAUAAUGUGUGGAAGUUAAGGGGUGCACCCUUCCGAACCCUCCUUCCUCCUUACACGUGGAAGAUCAGAAAGCCACUGAAGGUGCUGAGGUUUUUGAAAGCAUUACCGGUCACCUGGAAACCAGAAGGUAGGACCAUGUAAACCUCGUCUCCUACAGCCAGCUGCAGAGUGGCUCCGUUGGACGCAAAGUCUUCAUUGUCUCCCUUGUCCUGAAACUCAUAGACCAGCGCCACCUGCUCAUUGUUCUUGUAAAGGGCCACCCCGAUGUUGGCCUCAUUUUUCCAGGUAUAGGAUGUGAAGGUGAAGUAGUAGACUCCAUUUACUGGGGCUGUGAAUGCUCCUGUAUGGGUGGACAAGGAAAAACAAGUGCACUCUUAGAAAAAAGGGUUCCAAAAGGGUUCUUCGGCUGCCCCCAUAAAAUAACCCUUUUGGGUUCCAUGUAGAACCCUCCGUGGAAAGGGGGACAGCCAAAGCACCUUUUUUUCUAAGAGAAUAGUGAACACCUGUAUCAGAGGAAAUACACUGGCUAUUAUUCUUUUUCACCACUCGGAAAUGGCAUCAAAACCUACUGCAUGCCACUUGAGUACCAUUGUAAUUAAUAAGCAUUAUUCAACUAGUUUUUUAUUUAAACUAUUAACAAGUAGGUAACACAGUUCAUCAUUACAAUAACUUCAUUAUUUGUAAACAUUAAUAAGCAUGUAUGAGCAUUACCAUUCAUACAAAUGUCUCAUUUAUAAAGCAUUUAUAACAAUUUAUAACGACAAGUUAGCCUACCCUAAAGUGGUCCCGCUUUAUUUGAAGUGUAUCUUAUGAAGGCUUCAUAAAGCCUUCAUAUAGGCUUCAUAAGCACUACAUAGAUGCCUCACAAAUCUAUAACCAUAUAUCAUGCUCUAUAAAGAUUCAUAAUGUGGCAUAACUCUGUUACAUAACCAUCAAUUUAUUUGUUCACAUUUAUUAAUCCUUUAUAGAGCAUGAAAUACGGUUAUAGAUGAUUUGUGACCCAUUUAUAUGUAGUGCUUAUAAAGCCAAUAUGUUACCUGGGACUGUUUCAGCCAGACAAAGAAAGAAUUAUAUGUUAAGAUUUGGAUACAGUGAGAUUUGUCUAUGUAAAUCGCAAUAAUAUUUCAAUGAGGCAUACAGUAUGUAAGGCUGACCUGUCCUGGGGCUGUAGGCGUUACCGACGUUGGUGAUGACGUGAGUGUGGACCAGGUUGGUGUCUGCCUGGAAGGGCCCGGUUUGGCCGUAGCCCUCCGUGUCCACGAUAGGAGGUCUCAGUGCAGCUGA